GAGCGCAGGCCGCGCGAGCGGGAUGGACACCGGCAGCCCGCAGUCCCCGAGGCCCGGCUCGGGCCCUGCGCUGAGCCUGGGCGCUCGCCUGGGCGUGGAGACGCGCCUCUGGGCCAAGGUGCUGGUCACCACGCUCUACGCGCUCACCUUCGUGCUGGGCUCGGAGGGCAAUGCGCUGUCCGUGCACGUGGUGCUGAAGGCUCGGGCCGGGCCCCCGGGGCGCCUGCGCUACCACGUGCUCAGCCUGGCGCUCUCCGCACUGCUGCUGCUGCUGGUCAGCGUGCCCAUGGGGCUCUACAACCUGGUGUGGUUCCACGACCCCUGGGUCUUCUGCGACCUGGGCUGCCGCGCUUACUUCUUCGUGCGCGAGCUGUGCGCCUACGCCACGGUGCUCAGCGUGGCGAGCCUGAGCGCCGAGCGCUGCCUGGCCGUGUGCCAGCCCCUGCACUCCCGCCGCCUGCCGUCACCGCGCCGGACCCGCCGCCUGCUGUCGCUGGUCUGCUGCUCGCUCGGACUUGCCCUGCCCACCAUGGCAAUCAUCAUGGGGCAGAGGCCAGAGCUUGAGACGGCGGGCAGGGGGCGGGUGCCCGCCUCGCACGGGUGCACCGAACUGGUGAGCCGCUACACGCUCCAGGUCUUCAUCCAGGUGAAUGUGCUGGUGCCCUUUGUGCUCCCCUUGGCAUUAACUGCUUUCCUGAACGGGGUCACGGUGAGCCACCUGGUGGCCCUCUGCUCCCAGGUGCCAGCCACCUCUGCCCCAGGCAGCCCAGCCCACACCUGCGUGGAGCUAAUGAGUGAGGAGAGGAAGAUGCCCUCCCUGUAGGCCCAAGCCGGCCUGGCGAGACACAGGGACUCCAGCCGGAUCCGUGGCCCCCAGCACAGCAUCCAGGUUCUCGGAGCCAUUGUGGCUGUGUAUGUCAUCUGCUGGAUGCCGUACCACGCCCGCAGGUCAUGGCUCAUGUACUGCUCCAUCUCCGAUGACGUGUGGACCCACACGCUCUGCAACUUCUAUCACUACUUCCACAUGGGGAUGAACGUGCUUUUCUAUGUCAGUUCAGCAGUGACCCCUGUCCUGUACAGCGGUGUGUCCUCCUCCUUCAGAAAACUCUUCCUGGAAGCCCUCAGACCUCUGCGUCCAGAGCACCACCUCGUGGAGUCAUUCCCCCUGGGAGUCCCAGAGCCCCACCUGAAUGGAUCCUCUGGCCCAUGCGACCGCCUGACGCUCCUGGCCUGUGGGAUGACGGAUGUUUGA
Messenger RNA from Manis pentadactyla (Chinese pangolin), 1252 nucleotides. It is a transcript of the gene NTSR2, whose product is annotated as neurotensin receptor 2. NCBI's taxonomy places the organism in Eukaryota, Metazoa, Chordata, Mammalia, Pholidota, Manidae. The record is from RefSeq and is a predicted model, not a curated record. Gene Ontology annotation, cellular component: plasma membrane. Gene Ontology annotation, biological process: neuropeptide signaling pathway. Gene Ontology annotation, molecular function: G protein-coupled neurotensin receptor activity.